AAGUGUGUUACCGCCACGAAGAUCGGACUACAUAACUUCUUUGACAGAGGAAUUGGCGAAGAAUUUUACAGAAGCAUUAAACAUAAGGAAUGCCAAAGAAAUAGAUUCAUUGCAGUAUGUCGUCGAUUUACUGGAAAGCACCCUGGCUAAGUACCAACAAAUAUGUUUUCUCGAAGUUCAAAAUAACUUGAUAACAGAAAGGACACGAAAGAUGUCAGUCUACACAACUGUGGAUGCCUUCCAGAGCUUUGUUAUAACUUAUGGCUGGUACCAUCUCAACGAAUCAAUUCCUUUUAUAACGAAGACAUACGACAAAAUCCGAGUUCUUCGAAUCCGGAAAGGUUUUAAGCAUGAUUCAGUUGGAUUUCAUAUCAGUGAGUCAAGAAGUGGAGCUGUCGACAUACCAUCCACCAACUUUGAAAGAAACGGCUCAGUAGUGGUUGGAAUAGUAUACAAAGAUCUGCACGAGCUACUCAGAACACGUUACUCUACUAACACUACAAACGGUAAUAGAAGCAGUCUAAUAAUUGCAAGUGCCAUGGAUCCCAAGCCAGGACAGUUAAAAAGGAAUGUUCUCUUGAAGUUUACAAACCAAGAGAUCAACAAUCCCAACAGGAUUUGUGUCUUUUGGGAAGGAUUUCAGGAGGAAACUUCCAACGGGUGGUCAAACAAGGGCUGCCAUGAAGUAGUAUCGGAAAGGAGCCUACAAGAAACUGUGUGCAGCUGCAAUCAUUUGACCCAUUUUGCAGUUUUGUUUGACUUUGGUGACACUGUGGGAGGGGGCAUGUCACCUAUCACAAAAACAGAUGAGAAGACUCUGACAACUCUUACCUACAUUGGAUUGACCCUGUCGAUAGUCGGAAUAAUUCUGACAAUAAUCUCCUAUGCUCUUUUCACCGAUGUGCGUCAACCGCUGUCCCAAGUAAGGUUGAGUCUCGCUGCCUCUUUGGGAACUGGUCAGAUAGUUUUUCUGGCUGGUAUUAAUGCUACGGGUAACGAGGGUGUCUGCGUUGCAGUGGCUUCCUUGAUACAGUACUUCUUUAUGUCAGCUUUCUGUUGGAUGCUUGUGGAGGGAAUUUUUCUCUACAUGUUCGUUGUAAAAGUCUACAAUAUCGAAGGUAGAAUGGCUAUCUAUCACAUUUUUUCAUGGGGUCUUCCAGCCAUAAUGGUCAGUAUCUCCCUAACAAUUGCCUCAGCGAUAGACGGUAUUCAUAGCUUUGUCGGCGAGAAAUACUGUUGGUUGUCCCAAGCUAACCAUUUGAUUUGGAUUUUUGCUGCCUUGUUAGUGAUUGUGGAAGUCGCCAAUGUGUUGGUUCUGGCAAGAGUUAUCAGAGAAAUCAUCAGAAUGCAAUCACCCGAGGAAAAUCAUCAGAUACGAAUUUGCAUCAAGACAUGCGUGGUGAUGACCCCCUUACUGGGCAUCAUGUGGCUGUUUGGUCUUUUUUCAUCGGAAGACAAAACCUGCGCCUAUAUACAUACAGUAUUUAGCUCAACCCAGGGAUUCCUGGUAUUUCUUUUGCACUGUGUGCGAAACACCCAGAUAAAGGAACGGUUCAAAAAGAGGCUUAUCAUCAUUUUCCCAGCGAAAAAAGGCAUCAAACCUGACAAGAAAUUAUCCCAAUAUGUACAAACUGGCAGAAUAGGCCCUAUUCCUCGGACCAGAAACUACACAAAUUAAACGCACAAAGAAGAACAAUGGUGACCAAGACUUGUUAAGUAUUGACAACA
Molecule: messenger RNA, 1728 nt
Organism: Stylophora pistillata
Lineage: Eukaryota; Metazoa; Cnidaria; Anthozoa; Scleractinia; Pocilloporidae
Product: adhesion G protein-coupled receptor D1
Biological process (GO): G protein-coupled receptor signaling pathway; cell surface receptor signaling pathway
Cellular component (GO): plasma membrane
Molecular function (GO): G protein-coupled receptor activity
Source: RefSeq, a predicted model, not a curated record